Messenger RNA from Salvelinus fontinalis (brook trout), 1002 nucleotides. It is a transcript of the gene mob3a, whose product is annotated as MOB kinase activator 3A. The transcript is spliced from 3 exons. NCBI's taxonomy places the organism in Eukaryota, Metazoa, Chordata, Actinopteri, Salmoniformes, Salmonidae. The record is from RefSeq and is a predicted model, not a curated record. Gene Ontology annotation, cellular component: cytoplasm; nucleus. The coding region runs from base 1 to 651 and encodes 216 amino acids. Gene Ontology annotation, biological process: positive regulation of protein phosphorylation; signal transduction. Gene Ontology annotation, molecular function: protein kinase activator activity.
AUGUCCAUGGCCCUGAAGCAAGUCUUCAACAAGGACAGGACAUUCCGGCCGAAGCGUAAGUUUGAGCCCGGGACACAGCGCUUCGAGCUGCACAAGAAGGCCCAGGCGUCUCUGAAUGCAGGCCUGGACCUGAAGCAGGCGGUGGCACUGCCCCAUGGAGAGGACCUGAAUGACUGGGUGGCCGUGCACGUCGUGGACUUCUUCAACCGCAUCAACCUCAUCUACGGCACCAUCAGCGACUCCUGCACCGACCAGACCUGCCCAGUCAUGUCCGGAGGGCCCAAGUACGAGUACCGCUGGCAGGACGAGCACAAGUACAAGAAGCCCACAGCCGUUCCAGCCCCAAAGUACAUGAGCCUGCUGAUGGACUGGAUUGAGGUACAGAUCAACAACGAACACAUCUUCCCCACCAACGUCGGUACUCCCUUCCCCAAGACCUUCAUGCAGGUAGCUAAGAAGAUUUUGUCUCGCUUGUUCCGUGUGUUCGUCCACGUCUACAUCCACCACUUUGAUCGUGUGAGCCAGAUGGGUGCAGAGGCCCACGUCAACACCUGUUACAAACACUUCUACUACUUUGUAACAGAGUUCAACCUCACAGACCAUAAGGAGCUCGAGCCACUGAAAGAGAUGACAUCACAGAUGUGCCACUAAGGGAGCGCCACUGACCACUUGACACAUUCCCCCUUGAAGACUAGUUCCGUCCAUGUAGAAGAAUGAAACAGGAAACGUAAACCAAAUCUAAAAGAGUCUUUAUUUUUAUAAACAAGUACUGUAAUCUAUUUUAACCAUGUAGGUCUUUUUAACCAGGAACCUUGUAAGGCAUUCUGUUCCUUUUAAUGUUUUGAGCAUUUUAUCAGAGCACAGUAUUAAGAUAUCUUUCUUUUUUAAUUUGAAGCUGAAUCAUUCCUGUCAUUUAGUUGUUCUCAUAUCUUAAAAUAAUAUAUGUAUGGUUGUACAUAUCUAAGAUUGUAGUAUGUAGUGACAUUAAACAUACUCACUCUA